GAGACAUAUUCAAUUUCCUAAAAGGAAAAGUUGAUUGCUCCUGGGAAUUUAAAGUUACUGAAUUUGGAUUACCAAAAUGAACUGAAACCAAUGCAUAGCAUGAGAUUUCUCAAUGGAGAAAUAAUAAUUCAGAUAGAUUUUGAGAAAAGGCCUAUUUAUAAUAGUCCUGAAUCUGAUAUACAUGUAUUGGAUUUCAGCUUGAGACAUGACUUCAAGAAGCUCACUUGGCAGAAAAUCAUCAGCAUUUACUCUUAUCCCAAUGUAUCCAAGAUGGUAGACCUACUGCUGGUACUUCCAAGUAGCACAGCAUCAGUAGAGCGAGCUUUUAGUCAGCUGAAGCUUCUAAAGACAUCUUCAAGGUCAAGACUCACCAACAGGACACUAAAUUCCCUACUCAUGAUCAAGCUUGAGUCUCUGGAUGUUGAAGUAUACGAUCCAUAUAGUGCAAUUGAAUUGUGGUAUAGUGCCAGUGAUGGUGGAAGGAGGCCAGCCCAUGUUAAUAAGAGGUCAGAAUCAGGAUGUCAAUGUUCCUGUUCCAAUGGAUGAUAAUAACAUGAUCAGAAUCAGGAUGUCAAUGUUCCAGUUCUAAUGGAUGAUAAUAACAUGAUCAGAAUCAGGAUGUCAAUGUUCCAGUU
Messenger RNA from Owenia fusiformis, 635 nucleotides. NCBI's taxonomy places the organism in Eukaryota, Metazoa, Annelida, Polychaeta, Sabellida, Oweniidae. The record is from the annotation of a GenBank genome assembly.